Molecule: messenger RNA, 3748 nt
Organism: Tupaia belangeri chinensis (Chinese tree shrew)
Lineage: Eukaryota; Metazoa; Chordata; Mammalia; Scandentia; Tupaiidae
Gene: NHSL1
Product: NHS like 1
Biological process (GO): cell differentiation
Source: RefSeq, a predicted model, not a curated record
UAACUGCAGAGUCAAAGAAUCAACAUGGAACUGCUCUCAGGCUUGUCGGCUCCUGUAAAAGAUCUGGAUGGUCACACUGGCCUGGCAUCCUGGAAAUGGUGGUCUUCAUUAAUGCAAAGAUCAAGUCCUUAAUUAAACUUUUUAAGAAGAAAACUGUUUCCAACCUAGACGAGGAGAGUCGAUGGACAGUGCACUAUACUGCUCCGUGGCACCAGCAGGAGAAUGUGUUCCUUCCCAGCACCAGACCGCCCUGUGUCGAGGACCUGCACCGCCAAGCCAAGCUCAACCUCAAAUCAGUAUUGAGAGAAUGUGACAAACUGCGGCGGGAUGGCUACCGAAGCUCUCAGUACUACUCUCAGGGACCCACCUUUGCAGCCAGCUCCAGCCCACUGUGUGAUGACUACCAGGACGAGGAUGAAGACGCUGAUCAGAAGUGUUCUCUUUCUUCAUCCGAAGAGGAAAGACUUGUUUCCAUCAGGAGACCUAAAACGCCAACCUCAAGUGACUUCUCUGACCUCAAUACGCAGACGAACUGGACCAAGUCACUUCCCCUGCCAACACCAGAAGAGAAGAUGCGACAGCAAGCCCGAACAGUCCAGGCGGAUGUGGUUCCUAUUAACAUCACGGGGGAGAAUUUCGAUCGCCAGGCCAGCCUUCGGCGGUCUCUAAUAUACACAGACACUCUGGUAAGACGACCGAAGAAAGUCAAAAGGAGAAAGACUAUUACAGGCGUCCCUGACAACAUUCAGAAGGAGCUAGCAUCAGGCACUGGCCAAGAUGGUGUUGGUGGUCCCUCGGUGUACACCCCAGAGCACUACUCCACACUAGGAAGGCUCAAUAGCUAUCGAUCUGCUGGGCAGCGCUCAGAAACCAGGGACUCCAGCUGUCAGACGGAGGAUGUGAAAGUCAUACCACCAUCCAUGAGAAGAAUCAGGGCGCAGAGGGGGCAGGGCAUCGCUUCCCAGAUGAGCCACUUCUCAGGCUCGUCUGGCAACAUGUCUGUGCUGAGCGAUUCUGCAGGGGUUGUGUUCCCUUCUCGCCUCAACGACGAUGCGGGUUUCCACAGUCUUCCACGUUCUGCAGUGAGGGUGCACGUUCAGUCCCCAGAGCCAAGACUGAGUGCCCUGGGCUCUGCAGAAGAUGUGGAUGGCGCUUUCCCCUACUGGAGGGGUACGCUACAAGCAAACGAAAGCGUGGGAUGUUUGGGAGGGCCCUCAAGGAACACAGCACUUCUGAGGCCCAAAUCCCAGGAGCUGAGGCACUUUGAGAGUGAAAACAUAACCAGCCCGGCGUGUGUGGUUUCUCCUCAUGCAACCUACUCCACCAGCAUCAUCCCCAAUGCCACACUGUCCUCCUCGUCAGAGGUCAUUGCAAUUCACACUGCUCAGAGCGCUGGGCACCCAGACAGUAAAAUGACCAGCUCAUCCUCAUGCUCAAAGACAAAACCCAGAGACCACCUCAUUUCCAGGCAUGCUGUGAAGGAUGGCCAUCAGUCUCCCGGUCACUGGAAUGAGGGUCACUCGACCAUUCUUUCCCAGGCCUUAGACAGCCAUUCUCCUGGUGCACCCACACCCUUGACCCUCUGCGAUUCUGCAGUCUCUCUAAAUGCACCCGCACAGAGGGAGAAUGGGUCCCAAGCCAUGCCCUGCAAUUAUAGAAACCACCUGAACUUCCCAGCCCACUCACAGGAUGUGGACAGCAAGAAGGAGUUUAGUUAUUCAGGGGACAGAGGGCAUGGCAGCUCUGAGCCUUGGGAACACAAAGCCUCAGGUAAUGGGCGGGCAUCUCCCCUGAAGCCACAAUUGGUAACCCCAGGGUACGCCAGCCCAAGCAGUCACAUGAGCAGCUGCAGUUUGGACCAGACGUCCAACAGAGAGGAUGCUGGGUCCCUGUACUCAGAGGAGCACAAUGGCUACUACACGUGUGCACACAGCGACUCUGCAGCUGGCCCUGGGAAUGUGUGCAAUAGCGGCGAGGGCUUUGGAAACCCCAGGCACAGCGUGGUCAAUGUUUUUGAUGGAAGAGCUCCAAACACUCAUGGGGACAGGUCCCUCUGCCACGAUAAAUCCCUGUCGAGAAGCAUCUCUUUAAAGAAAGCCAAGAAGCCUCCCUUGCCACCCUCCCGAACAGACUCUCUCCGCAGGAUGCCCAAGAAGAGCGGCCAGCCUAACGGGCAGGUGCUCAACGAGAGCCUGAUCGCCACCCUCCAGCACUCGCUGCAGCUGACGCUCCCGAGCAAGGGCAGCAGCUCGCCCUCCCACAGCCCUAGCAGUGACUUCGAAGAGCCCUGGCUGCCGCGAUCUCGGAGCCAGAGCACGGUCAGCGCCGGCAGCAGCAUGACCUCGGCCACCACGCCCAACGUCUACUCCCUGUGCGGCGCCACGCCAUCGCAGAGCGACACCAGCAGCGUCAAGUCUGAGUACACCGACCCUUGGGGCUACUAUAUCGACUACACCAGCCUCCAGGAAGACUCUGGGGACGCCUCAGGGGGCGGCUCCGCCUCGGCGGGGGGGGGCCGGGCCAGCCCGCCAUGCCCUGGAGGGGCCCAGGGCCCCGAUGCCCCCGCUCUCUGGUGGUUCCACCAAACCAAAGAUCACUUCUCCGGAGAAGGCCCACAGAGUGACGUCUCCAUCCAGUGGCUAUUCCAGCCAGUCAAAUACCCCGACAGCACUCACCCCUGUGCCUGUGUUUUUAAAGUCACUGUCACCAGCGAACGGGAAAGGCAAGCCCAAGCCCAAGGUGCCAGAGAGGAAAUCCUCCCUGGUGUCCUCAGUGUCCAUGUCCUCCUCGUCCACUUCCCUUUCCUCCAACACUUCUGCUGAAGGAAGCGGCACGGUGAAGAAGCUGGAGCCCUCUGUGGCCUUGCCCGUGGCCCCCUCAUCUCCUUGCCCUGAAGACAAGUCUUUCCCACCUCCACCCCCUCCUGCGGCAGAGUGCCCGGAGGGUCCUCUGCCUCCCUCCCCCCUCUUGGAGCCCCCUCCUGCUCCCCCUCUGGACCCCAAAUUCUUGAAAGACUCCAGGCCUUCUUUCAAAAACUCUGGCCAGCCAGCGUCCUCCCGGGAGGCCUGCAGACCGCCUGCUAGCAAGGAGGAGAGCGGCCGGCCGCCCAUGCCCCUGAUAACCACCGAAGCGUUGCAGAUGGUGCAGUUGAGGCCGGUGAGAAAGAACUCAGGCGCCGAGGCAGCUCCGUUGUCUGAACCAACAGCUCAGGAGAAACGAACUCCGGUCGCUCCACAGUAUCACUUAAAGCCAUCUGCUCUCCUGAAAUCCCGAAAUAGCAUAAAUGAAAUGGAGAGUGAAAGCCAGCCUGCCUCCGUGACGAGCUCGCUUCCGACGCCUGCCAAGAGCUGGAGUCAGGGUGACCAUGACAGUGCGGCCGAGCAUGGCGGCCCCCUUGGCCGCUGCAGCCAUGGAGCUCCCGGUCCAGGGCCGAAUGCUGGGGAGGCAGAGGAUCAGCUGGUGUCCAGGGGCGCUCCGCUCCCGCUCCCGGAUUCCUCACCCAGUAGGAAGCCCCCCCCUAUCUCCAAGAAGCCCAAACUGUUUCUGGUGGUGCCACCUCCGCAAAGAGAUUUCACAGUGGAGCCCGCAGAGAGCCAGAGUGAAGCCUUCAGAGCUGCGCCCAGCCCCACGUGGGGAGAGGAAGGCUCUGUGCACAGCACAGAGGCAGACGGGUGUUCUGCAGCCAGAGCUGGCGCUCAUGCCACGGCCCUCGCCAGUUCGGUUCUUGAGGGAGGAGCUGCAGGAUCUG